Procambarus clarkii (red swamp crayfish) is the source of this 834-nucleotide messenger RNA. Lineage: Eukaryota; Metazoa; Arthropoda; Malacostraca; Decapoda; Cambaridae. The record is from RefSeq and is a predicted model, not a curated record.
AUGAGCUACCCAGAGUCGAGGAUGAGCUACCCAGAGUCGAGGAUGAGCUACCCAGAGUCGAGGACGAGCUACCCAGAGUCGAGGACGAGCUACCCAGAGUCGAGGACGAGCUACCCAGAGUCGAGGAUGAGCUACCCAGAGUCGAGGACGAGCUAUCCAGAGUCGAGGAUGAGCUACCCAGAGUCGAGGACGAGCUACCCAGAAUCGAGGACGAGCUACCCAGAGUCGAGGACGAGCUACCCAGAGUCGAGGACGAGCUCCCCAGAGUCGAGGACGAGCUACCCAGAGUCGAGGACGAGCUACCCAGAGUCGAGGACGAGCUACCCAGAGUCGAGGACGAGCUACCCAGAGUCGAGGACGAGCUACCCAGAGUCGAGGACGAGCUACCCAGAGUCGAGGAGGAGCUACCCAGAGUCGAGGAGGAGCUACCCAGAGUCGAGGAGGAGCUACCCAGAGUCGAGGACGAGCUACCCAGAGUCGAGAACGAGCUCCCCUGAGUCGAGAACGAGCUCCCCAGAGUCGAGGACGAGCUCCCCAGAGUCGAGGACGAGCUCCCCAGAGUCGAGGAUCAGCUACCCAGAGUCGAGGAUGAGCUACCCAGAGUCGAGGACGAGCUACCCAGAGUCGAGGACGAGCUACCCAGAGUCGAGGAUAAGCUACCCAGAGUCGAGGAGGAGCUACCCAGAGUCGAGGACGACCUACCCAGAGUCGAGGACGAGCUACCCAGAGUCGAGGAUCAGCUCCCCAGAGUCGAGGACGAGCUCCCCAGAGUCGAGGAUCAGCUACCCAGAGUCGAGGAUAAGCUACCCAAAGUCGAGGACGAGCUACCCAUAG